Molecule: messenger RNA, 342 nt
Organism: Aegilops tauschii subsp. strangulata
Lineage: Eukaryota; Viridiplantae; Streptophyta; Magnoliopsida; Poales; Poaceae
Source: RefSeq, a predicted model, not a curated record
AUGCCUCGCCCCUGCUGCCUCCCAGCCGUGAUUCCCACUUCUGCUCGCCGCACGGUCCCGCCGACCACCGACCCCGUCGUCGAGCCCCUGCCCGUCACCGCCUCCCAUCGCCCCUGCUCCGCCGCGGCUCUGCUCCGCCCCCGCAGCCGCCUUGCUCCGCCACCCGCACGCCGCCGCGGCCCCCUCUCUGCUGCUGCCGUGCCGCCCCGGCCUCUUCUCCCUCCCACAGCGCCAUCCUCCACGGGGCCGCCCUGCUACUCUGCAGCGCCCCACCGCCACUCGCCGGUGGCUGCGCGCGCCUCGCCGCUGCCCCGGUGGGUGCCUUGCCCCGCAGCGCCCUGA